Molecule: messenger RNA, 3152 nt
Organism: Marmota flaviventris (yellow-bellied marmot)
Lineage: Eukaryota; Metazoa; Chordata; Mammalia; Rodentia; Sciuridae
Source: RefSeq, a predicted model, not a curated record
CUAAUCCAGUGGGAAGAUAGUGGUCAUAAGAAUCUGAGUCCACUAGGUUCUUUAGGUACCUUCGAAGUUCAUAACUGUCUUAAAAUCUGAGGAUUCCACCAAGAUAAUAUGAUAAGAACUCACAAUGAUUUGGAACCACAUCCUACUUAAACUAAUGUAAGACGUGCAGAUUUCAUGAGAGUGUGGUACAGCUGCAAACAUUGCUUUCCCAUUGGCAUAGGCAGUAAUGCCAUCUCUGCCUCAGGAGGGAGUUAUUCAGGGACCCUCUCCCCUGGAUUUGAAUAUGGAGUUACCUUAUCAAAGCACCAUGAAAAGAAAAGUUAGAAAGAAGAAAAAAAAGGGAAUCAUUACUGCAAAUGUUGCUGGGACAAAAUUUGAAAUUGUUCGCUUAGUAAUAGAUGAAAUGGGAUUUUUGAAAACUCCAGAUGAGGAUGAAACGAGUAACCUUAUAUGGUGUGAUUCUGCUGUUCAGCAGGAGAAAAUUGUAGAGCUGCAGAAUUACCAGAGGAUCAACCAUUUUCCAGGAAUGGGGGAGAUCUGUAGAAAGGAUUUCUUAGCAAGAAAUAUGACCAAAAUGAUCAAGUCUCGGCCUCUGGAUUAUACCUUUAUUCCUCGAACAUGGAUCUUCCCUUCUGAAUAUACUCAAUUCCAGAACUACGUGAAAGAGUUGAAGAAAAAACGGAAGCAGAAAACUUUUAUAGUAAAACCAGCUAAUGGUGCAAUGGGUCAUGGGAUUUCUUUGAUACGAAAUGGUGAUAAACUUCCAUCUCAGGAUCAUUUAAUUGUUCAAGAAUACAUUGAAAAGCCUUUUCUAAUGGAAGGUUACAAGUUUGAUUUACGAAUUUAUAUUCUGGUAACAUCAUGUGAUCCAUUAAAAAUAUUUCUGUACCAUGAUGGACUUGUGCGAAUGGGAACAGAAAAGUAUAUUCCACCUAAUGAGUCCAAUUUGACCCAGUUAUACAUGCAUCUGACAAACUACUCUGUGAACAAGCAUAAUGAACGUUUUGAACGGGAUGAAACUGAAAACAAAGGCAGCAAACGUUCCAUCAAAUGGUUUACAGAAUUCCUACAAGCCAAUCAACAUGACGUUGCUAAGUUUUGGAGUGAUAUUUCAGAAUUGGUGGUAAAGACUCUGAUUGUAGCUGAACCUCAUGUCCUGCAUGCGUAUCGAAUGUGUAGGCCUGGUCAACCUCCAGGCAGUGAAAGUGUCUGCUUUGAAGUCCUGGGAUUUGACAUUUUGUUGGAUAGAAAACUAAAACCAUGGCUUCUGGAGAUUAAUCGAGCCCCAAGCUUCGGAACUGAUCAGAAAAUAGACUAUGAUGUAAAAAGGGGUGUGUUGCUCAAUGCACUGAAGCUACUAAACAUCAGGACCAGCGAUAAAAGGAGAAACUUGGCCAAACAAAAAGCUGAGGCUCAAAAGAGGCUUUAUGGUCAAAAUUCAAUAAAAAGACUCUUACCAGGUUCCUCAGACUGGGAACAGCAGAGACACCAACUGGAGAGGCGGAAAGAAGAGUUGAAAGAGAGACUUGCUCAAAUACGGAAGCAGAUUUCAAGAGAAGAACAUGAAAAUCGACAUAUGGGGAAUUAUAGACGAAUUUAUCCUCCAGAUGAUAAAACACUGCUUGAGAAGUAUGAAAAUUUGUUGGCUGUUGCCUUUCAGACCUUCCUUUCAGGAAGAGCAGCCUCAUUCCAGCGAGAGCUGAAUAAUCCUUUGAAAAAAAUGAAGGAGGAAGAUAUUUUGGAUCUUCUGGAACAGUGUGAAAUUGAUGAUGAAAAAUUGAUGGGAAAAGCUACCAGGCCUCGAGGACCAAAGCCUCUAUGUUCUAUGCCAGAGAGUUCCGAGGUAAUGAAAAAGCAGAAGUAUUGCAGCAGCGACAGCAGUUAUGAGAGUAGCGGCAGCUCCUCAGAAUCUGACGAAAACGAAGAAUACCAAAAUAAGAAAGGAGAUGAAGAGCAAGUUCCAUAUGAUCUUAAGCACUCCAACCACUGCAAAUUAGUUCAACAAUCCAAUUCCAUGAGGCGGUCAGUCAGUUGCCCUCGGUCCAUCUCUACUCACUCACUUCCCAUGGGGGACAUUCGCCCUGUUUCUGCUCAACAAGUGAUAUCAAUAUCACGGCCAACUUCAGCAUCUCGGUCACAUUCCUUGAAUCGUGCUUCCUCCUACAUGAAACAGCUCCCUCCUGGUAAUGAAGCCAACUCUGCCAACUCUGAGGUGAGUGAGACUUUGCGGCAGCUGAAAACAAAAGAACAAGACGAAGAUUUAACAAGUCAGACCUUAUUUGUUCUCAAAGACAUGAGGAUCCGGUUUCCAGGAAAGUCAGAUGCAGAAUCAGAACUUCUGAUAGAAGAUAUCAUCGAUAACUGGAAGUAUCAUAAAACAAAAGUGGCUUCAUAUUGGCUCAUAAAAUUGGAUUCUGUGAAACAGCGAAAAGUGUUGGACAUAGUAAAAACAAGCAUUCGUACAGUUCUUCCACGCAUCUGGAAGGUAGCUGAUGUUGAGGAAGUAAAUUUAUAUCGGAUUUUCAACCGGGUUUUUAAUCGCUUACUCUGGAGUCAUGGCCAAGGACUCUGGAAUUGUUUCUGUGAUUCAGGAUCCUCCUGGGAGAGUAUAUUCAGUAGAAGCCCAGAGAUGGUAACUCCUUUGCAGCUCCAGUGUUGCCAGCGCCUGGUGGAGCUUUGUAAACAGUGCUUGCUAGUGGUUUACAAAUAUGCAACCGACACAAGAGGAUCACUCUCAGGCAUUGGUCCUGACUGGGGUAAUUCCAGGUAUUUACUACCAGGAAGUACCCAGUUCUUCAUGAGGACACCAAUCUACAACACAAAAUACAAUUCUCCUGGAAUGACUCGCUCCAAUAUUUUGUUUACAUCCCGAUAUGGCCAUUCAUGAAACUGAAAGGAAGAUCCAUCAUAGGUCAUGCAUAAUAGCAAUUAAUUUACUGCCUCAAGUUGAACACACAAAGACAGUAACCAUUAAGUGCUGUUUUAUGUAUAUAUGACAUAUAUGUGUGGAAAUAUAUGCACACAUGCACUCAAAUUAUAUAUGUAUGUAUAUAUAUUUAUUAUAAUAUAUGAAAGAAGAAUUAGCAGAAAACUGAAUAUAAGAUUUAACCUUUCUGGAAAUGUAAUAAACCAUGUUAAAUUGUUUACACAAA